Molecule: messenger RNA, 852 nt
Organism: Sphaeramia orbicularis (orbiculate cardinalfish)
Lineage: Eukaryota; Metazoa; Chordata; Actinopteri; Kurtiformes; Apogonidae
Product: ninjurin-1
Exons: 4
Coding region: 107-625 (172 amino acids)
Biological process (GO): tissue regeneration; cell adhesion
Cellular component (GO): membrane
Source: RefSeq, a predicted model, not a curated record
GGAUCUACAGGACGUGUUGGUUUUGUCGACUCCCAUUCUCUGAAACUUUCUCUGAGAACAUUUUGUGACAUCACCAGCAGAGGAGCAGAUUGUGAAAGGCAACAGCAUGGAGCGGGAUCACAGGCUUAAUGGCGAGAAUAUAGCUCUGAAUAAGAUGAAUGACAUAGAGGCAUACACAGAUGCCAGCGGCAAAAUACAUCGACCCAUUAACAUAAAUCACUAUGCCACUAAGAAGAGUGCUGCUCAGAGCAUGCUGGACGUGGCUUUGCUCAUGGCCAACUCAUCCCAGUUGAAGACAGUUCUUUUUGUGGGUCCUCAGUACCGCUUCUACAUCCCCCUCAUUGUGCUGCUGUCUCUGUCCAUCACAUUACAGGUCAUAGUGGGGCUGCUGCUCGUCUUUAUCGUGAAAUACGAUCUGAAUGAUGUGAGAAAACACGCCAAGCUGAACAGGAUGAACAACGUCGCCACUGUCUUCGUCUUCUUCACCGUCCUCAUCAACAUAUUCAUCACAGCUCUUGGCUUUGAGGGAUACACAGCCAGGUCCGCUGUAGCUCCUGUGAUGCAGAUACCAGACCAGGCACUUUCUCUUCUGCCUGGUGAACUUAACAUGACUGGUGGUGUUUAGCCUGACCCCAUGUCCGACCUUUCAACUUACAGGUGUCAAACAUACGGCCCGUGGACCAAAACCGGCCCACCAAAGGGUUUGAUCCGGCACGUGGAAUGAAUUUUGAAAUACAAAAAAAAUUACACUGAAGAUAUGUUCUUUAAAAUCUUUUUAGUUCAGGUUCCACAUACAGACCAAUAUGAUAUAAAGAGGGCCAGACCAGUAAAAUACAUAAUAACCUAUAAAUC